Molecule: messenger RNA, 4112 nt
Organism: Kogia breviceps (pygmy sperm whale)
Lineage: Eukaryota; Metazoa; Chordata; Mammalia; Artiodactyla; Physeteridae
Source: RefSeq, a predicted model, not a curated record
UUUUAAAAGAAUGAGUUUGCUUUUGAAAGGGGAAUUUUAAAGGACUGUUCUUGUCUGUCCAUUGCCAUCUAACUUCUCACCCACCCCAUGUUCUGUCUUAUUUCCCUGUAGCACUAAACUCAGCCACUACUGAGGACAUUCCAUUCUCUUAAUCAAUCAAAAUUAUGAGUCCCCGGAUUUCCUGUUCCCGAUGUCAUCAGCAGCAUAAGGCAGUUAUCGAAAGCUGCCAUGAAAGAGGAGGCCAAACCCAGCAAAGACAACGAGGACGCCUUUUACAACUCACAGAAGUUCGAGGUCUUGUACUGUGGCAAGGUGACCGUAACCCACAAGAAGGCCCCGUCCAGCCUCAUCGACGACUGCAUCGAGAAGUUCAGCCUGCACGAGCGGCAGCGCCUGCGGGUUCAGGGCGAGCCGCGCGCCGCGGAUGCCGGCGAGGACCCGGCGGUGUCGGAGGCCCAGGCGCCCGCUUCCCCCGCCGACGUUGGGUCCGAGGAAGGGGAUGGCGUCACCGACACCCACCCCGUCUUCCCCGCGGCGCCCAGCCAGCCUGGGCCGUCCAGCUCUCGAGUCUGCUUCCCUGAGCGGAUUUUGGAAGAUUCUGGCUUUGAUGAACAGCAGGAGUUCCGGUCUCGGUGCAGCAGCGUCACGGGUGUCCUGCAAAGGAAAGUUCACGAGAACAGCCAGAAACCGCAGCCGCGGAGGAGGCAUGCCAGCGCGCCCAGCCACGUCCAGCCCUCGGAUUCGGAGAAAAACAGAACGAUGCUGUUUCAGGUUGGACGGUUUGAGAUUAACCUUAUCAGUCCAGAUACUAAAUCACUUGUGCUUGAGAAGAAUUUUAAAGAUAUCUCUUCUUGUUCCCAGGGUAUAAAGCAUGUUGAUCACUUUGGCUUUAUCUGUCGGGAGUUGCCGGAGCCUGGGCUGAGCCAAUAUAUCUGUUACGUGUUCCAGUGUGCCAGCGAAUCUCUGGUUGAUGAGGUAAUGCUGACUCUGAAACAGGCUUUCAGCACGGCCGCUGCCCUGCAGAGUGCCAAGACCCAGAUUAAGCUGUGCGAGGCCUGCCCUAUGCACUCUUUGCAUAAGCUCUGUGAAAGGAUUGAAGGUCUCUAUCCACCAAGAGCCAAGCUGGUAAUACAGAGGCAUCUCUCGUCCCUGACAGAUAAUGAGCAAGCUGACAUCUUUGAACGAGUUCAGAAAAUGAAGGCAGUCAAUGACCAGGAGGAAAACGAACUUGUGAUUUUACAUCUGAGGCAGCUGUGCGAAGCCAAGCAGAGGACACACGUUCAUAUUGGGGAAGGCCCAUCGACUAUUUCAAAUAGUACAAUCCCAGAAAAUGCGACGAGCAGUGGAAGGUUCAAACUUGACAUUCUGAAAAAUAAAGCCAAGAGAUCCUUAACUAGCUCCCUGGAAAAUAUCUUCUCAAGGGGAGCUAACAGAAUGAGAGGUCGGCUUGGAAGUGUGGACAGCUUUGAACGAUCCAACAGUGUUGCUUCAGAGAAGGACUGCUCCCCGGGAGACUCCCCGCCAGGGACCCCACCAGCUUCCCCACUGUCCUCAGCUUGGCAGACGUUCCCUGAAGAGGAUUCCGACUCCCCGCAGUUUCGAAGACGGGCCCACACGUUCAGCCACCCACCUUCCAGCACGAAGAGAAAGCUGAAUUUACAGGAUGGGAAGGCACACGGGCUUCGCUCCCCUCUUCUGAGGCAGAGCUCCAGCGAACAGUGCAGCAUCCUUGCAUCAGUUUGGCGCAUGCACAAGGAGAGUAAUUAUUCCUCCAGUCUUCCAAGUCUUCACACUUCCUUCUCUGCCCCUUCCAUCACCGCCCCCUCUUUCCUGAAAAGCUUUUACCAGAAUUCAGGUAGACUGUCCCCACAGUAUGAAAAUGAAAUCAGUGAUGGAGAGGGGAGAAAAAGGACCUCGUCUACCUGCAGCAACGAGUCCCUAAACGUUGGAGGAACCCCUGUCACUCCGCGCCGAAUUUCCUGGCGGCAGCGCAUCUUUCUUAGGGUUGCGUCUCCCAUGAACAAAUCUCCCUCGGCCAUGCAGCAGCAGGAUGGACUGGACACGAGUGAGCUGCUGCCACUGUCCCCUCUUGCUCCACCCAUGGAGGAGGAACCGCUGGUUAUAUUCGUGUCUGAUGACGAUGACACAGAAAAGGCUGAAGAAGGAAAAAAGUCGGAGGAACUGAGGAGUUUGUGGAGAAAAGCUAUACACCAGCAAAUCCUGUUGCUUCGAAUGGAAAAAGAAAACCAGAAACUUGAAGCAAGCAGAGAUGAACUCCAGUCCAGAAAAAUUAAAUUGGAUUAUGAAGAAGUUGGAGUAUGUCAGAAGGAGGUCUUAAUAACCUGGGAUAAGAAGUUGUUAAACUGCAGAACUAAAAUCAGAUGUGAUAUGGAAGAUAUUCAUACUUCUCUUAAAGAAGGUGUUCCCAAAAGUCGACGAGGAGAAAUCUGGCAGUUCCUAGCUUUGCAGUAUCGUCUAAGACACAGAUUGCCUAAUAAACAACAACCUCCUGACACAUCCUAUAAAGAGCUUUUAAAGCAGCUCACAGCUCAGCAGCAUGCUAUUCUCGUGGAUUUAGGGAGGACAUUUCCUACUCAUCCUUACUUUUCAGCACAGCUUGGGGCAGGGCAGCUGUCUCUCUUUAACCUCUUGAAAGCCUACUCAUUGCUGGACAAAGAAGUGGGUUACUGUCAGGGGAUCAGCUUUGUGGCUGGAGUCCUGCUUCUACACAUGAGUGAAGAGCAAGCCUUUGAAAUGCUGAAAUUCCUCAUGUAUGACCUGGGCUUUCGCAAGCAGUACCGACCUGACAUGAUGUCACUACAGAUUCAGAUGUACCAGCUGUCCAGGCUUCUUCAUGACUAUCACAGAGAUCUCUACAAUCACCUUGAAGAAAAUGAAAUCAGCCCCAGUCUUUAUGCUGCCCCCUGGUUCCUCACAUUGUUUGCCUCUCAAUUUCCAUUAGGAUUUGUAGCCAGAGUUUUUGAUAUUAUUUUUCUUCAGGGAACUGAAGUUAUAUUUAAGGUAGCCCUCAGCCUGCUGAGCAACCAAGAGGCACUCAUAAUGGAAUGUGAAAACUUUGAAAAUAUUGUUGAAUUCCUUAAAAGCACGCUCCCUGAUAUGAAUUCCUCUGAAAUGGAAAAACUGAUCACCCAGGUUUUUGAGAUGGAUAUUUCUAAACAGUUACACGCCUAUGAGGUGGAGUACCACGUACUGCAGGAUGAGCUCCAGGAAUCUUCCUAUGCCUGUGAGGAGAGCGAACCCAUGGAGAAGUUGGAGAGGGCCAACAGCCAGCUGAAAAGACAAAACAUGGACCUCCUAGAAAAAUUACAGAUAGCUCAUGCUAAAAUCCAGACCUUGGAAUCCAACCUGGAAAAUCUUUUAACCAGAGAGACCAAAAUGAAGUCUUUGAUCCGGACCCUGGAACAAGAGAAAAUGGCUUAUCAAAAGGCAGUGGAGCAAAUUCGGAAGCUGCUGCCAGCAGAUGCUCUGGCCAAUUGCGAACCGCUGCUGAGAGACUUCAACUGCAACCCUAACAGCAAAGCCAAGACAGGAAACAAGCCGUAACUGAAGACGUGCCACCCCAGCAGGAAGUGCUCUGAGGACUCUACCAACAGAAGGAGUCUGCAUGCUGCUGGCCCAGAGCCGACAGAACCACUGAACUGGUUCCGAGCCCAAGUCAGAGCCGGUAACCCUCGCUCUCCUUAGAGCAUGCCAGUUCUAAGCCAUUGUACAUAUGUAGACUGUUUUUUGCUGUCCUUGUUGACUAUGUACAUAUAUAUAUAAUGGACAUAAAGAGUUCAUGCUUUCACAUAAAGGAGUAGAUAUAUAUUUAGAGCAGUUUUUUUAAAAAAAAUCAAAACUUCAUGAAAUCCAAACCAAAGGGAAGUUAAAAUGAAAUUCCCCUUGGACACCUGUGAAAUCAUUUGUUUUUGUAGUGAAACAAAGCUAGAACAUCUUUGUAUAUUGAAAUAUACUUGAAAAAAAUGAAUGUAUUUUUUUCUCCAAAGAACAGCAUGUUUCACUCGGUGGUGGAGAGAGGGAAACAUUUGUGUAGCUUUAUGUGCAUCUGUCUUAAAAUCUACUGACAUUUUUAAUAUAUAUAAUAUAUAAUA